Molecule: messenger RNA, 1139 nt
Organism: Myxocyprinus asiaticus (Chinese sucker)
Lineage: Eukaryota; Metazoa; Chordata; Actinopteri; Cypriniformes; Catostomidae
Gene: mb
Product: myoglobin
Exons: 4
Coding region: 100-546 (148 amino acids)
Biological process (GO): oxygen transport
Cellular component (GO): extracellular exosome
Molecular function (GO): oxygen binding; heme binding
Source: RefSeq, a predicted model, not a curated record
AUAAAAUGUGAAUUUGAAGAAUUAAUGAUGUGAGGUUAUUCGGGGAGUCUUCCAAACCCACAAACAGUCACACGCUCUUCAGAGGGGACGCUGAUAUCGAUGAUGGCCGAUCAUGACCUGGUUCUGAAAUGUUGGGGCACAAUGGAAGCCGACUACACCGGCAACGGAGGAGAAGUUCUGAACCGUUUGUUUAACGAGCACCCGGAAACUCUAAAACUGUUCCCAAAGUUUGUGGACAUCGCUCAGGGUGAUUUGGCGGGACAUCCAGCGGUAGCAGCCCAUGGCGCGACGGUGCUGAAGAAGCUAGGCGAGUUGCUAAAGGCCAGAGGUGAUCACGCCGAGCUCCUCAAACCACUGGCCAACACCCACGCCAACACACACAAGAUCGCCCUCAACAACUUCAGGCUGAUCACUGAAGUCAUUGUGAAGUUGAUGGCGGAGAAGGCGGGUCUUGGUGCUGCCGGUCAGGCCGCUCUGAGAAGCGUGAUGGAUGUCGUCAUCUGCGAUAUCGACGGAUACUACAAAGAAAUCGGAUUUGCUGGAUAAAUGACACCAAACCCCGACAAUCACAAAAUCAGCAAUAUGUAGUUCAUGACACAAUGGGAGUAUAUCAUAGGAAAAUUGCUUGUCGUGUUAUCGCCAUUCGCACAUAGAAAUUUCUGUGCUUAUAAAUGCAAGCUAAUAACAUUAAACAAUAAAAAUGCCUGCAUAAAUUGUCCACAAAAAACAAAUAAUCAUGUAUCAUGUAUGAAACCGAAAUAAGGUUGUAUCUACCUUUUUUUAAAUGUGCCUGUUUAUGGUUUUGAAUCAAGUCAGGUUUGGAAUGUCAUCUGAUGUUUGUUUAAACAGUAAGUGAGCCUGGUGAUGUCAUAAUGGUGACUGUGUGUUAGGGUCUCAGGAGGACUUCAUUUAAAUUGCACUAAUGGUGAUUAUCCAUUGAAAUUCCCUUUAAUUUUCUUUUAAAUGAACCAAUGUUCUUAAUGACUGCUAAUCGUAAUUCAUGUUUCGAUGCGCCUUUGAACAUGCUUCUCUACUGAAAAUUCUGUGCUUGUUUAUUUCACUGUUACUAGCAUGCAUUUCAUAAUAUUCAAGUGAAUGACUUUUGUGAAGCAACACUUUUAAUAAACAUUGCAUAUACC